Messenger RNA from Homarus americanus (American lobster), 1853 nucleotides. Its product is annotated as msx2-interacting protein-like. Gene Ontology annotation, molecular function: RNA binding. NCBI's taxonomy places the organism in Eukaryota, Metazoa, Arthropoda, Malacostraca, Decapoda, Nephropidae. The record is from RefSeq and is a predicted model, not a curated record.
GGUAUGGCCCCGUGCAGAGCGUCAAGAUGCUGCCAGGGGGCGGCGUGGGUGGCGAGGAGGGCGGCCCGGGCAUGUGUGCCACUGUGGCCUUUGUGGACAUUUGCGCUGCGGCCAAGGCACACAAAGCAGACAAUCGGCUGGAGGAUCGUUGCCUCAAGACCACUUACCACGAGGCGUCCCUCUCUGCCCUCUCCUCGCCCCAGUACACCCCGCCCAUACACCUGCACCGCGAGCCGCCCACUCACCCUUACACGCCCACACCACCGCCUGCGCCCAACCCCAACAACCCUGUACUAGCCGCCCGCAGCCCAAGGUUCUCUUCUGGGUAAGUACUACUCAUUCACCUGUACAGUCUUCAACAAUACCUUUACCAACAGGUGUCCAUAAUUACUACCUGUCAUUUGUAUCUCUUGAAUUAUUAUGUAUCUGUAGAGUUACUGUAGUGGACACCUUGUUGUGUGUCACGGGUCGCCAGUGCACACCUCACACAGUCCUUCCCGGUUCAUGUCACGGCCGCCCCCACAACACUCACUGCUUAGAAAGAAGAAGUACGUAUUUGAGUGCUGCCUCGUGUGUUAUAGAGAGAGAACUAUUAUCCCACACGGCUGGCCACGGUGGAUCACGGUUGUAACCCUCCCCACUUCCAUCCCCCGAGCUGGCCGGCCCCAGUCCAGUGUGAAGCGCGACACUCACAUCAAGAUACAGUGUUAACAAGUGCUCAAAAGUGAAAAAUGUGUGUGUGUGUGUGUGAAGUAAAGAUGGUGUUAAGAAAGAACCUCAGUGGCUUGUGAAUACCCAUUGGAAGUGUCGUGUAAAUAAUAAAAAAAAAUAAAUAGUGGAUAGAAAUGUUAAAUGGCGGUGCUUAUUGCCAUUUCUGUUAGGCGUCGAUAUAGAGGAUUAAAUUAUGGAUGUACCGUAUCGUAGGAUGAAGCAGCGCCCCGGGAUCCUGGGAUAUACAGCAAGUAAAGGAUUAUGCCAAGACUCUCCUUCACCGUCCCGGGACACCUUACUCCAGCUGUCACUUUAUUAACCAACUACCAGCGCUAGUGAUGGUGUGUAGUGAUCAGUUACAAGUGAAAUGAUUCUUUAUUUAUUUUUUAUUUUUACCUACUGAAGCUUAAUGGUGCAGUGUUCUCAAGUGGUACAGUGGCUAAAUGUUGGUGCCCGCCUCUAUAGCUGUGAUGUAUGUGCUUAUGGUGUUGUGUAUAUAAAUCUAGGUUAGUUAUCACCAUGGCCGGGAGAUACGUGUGCUGGCCUGGCCAAGAAGACAAUAUACAUCAACCGUGGUGGUCAGCCGUGUGGAAGUGUGCUUAACCCAGGAUUAAGUCGGCAGUAAGCAAGAUGCGGGAUUACGGUGGUGGUGGUGGUGGUCAGAUGUAAGGUAGGUCUCAGGAUGGACUGUGGACACUGGCCUGCACUGGUGAACUGUGAACACCUUAUAUAUAUUAUGUGUUUAUAUACUGUAUCAUGUAUAAUAUAUGUAUGUGUGUUUAUUCACCAAUUUGGUCUUCACGAAAGGACUUUAUUGGAAGGUGUCAUGAAGAAGAAAACGAUGUGGUUAUUAUUAUUUUUUUUUACUACCAGUUGUACCGUUAUAGAGAGAUUAAAGAGAGUUUCUGUUCGUGUAAGAUUUGUUGAAUUAACUCUGGCGUGUGUGAGUGAAAGUGCUGUGAAAUAUUAGAACUUGACAUGGGAAGUAACGGCAAUGGUGUUGACGAUUGGUUAGGGGUGGCAGAUAACGCGGGCCCCCGUGUAGUCCUAAUAGGCCCUCAUGUAGUCCUAAUAGGCCCUCAUGUAGUCCUAAUAGGCCCUCAUGUAGUCCUAAUAGGCCCUCAUGUAGUCCUAAUAGGCUA